Aureobasidium melanogenum CBS 110374 is the source of this 1056-nucleotide messenger RNA. Its product is annotated as putative endo-1,3(4)-beta-glucanase. The coding region runs from base 1 to 1056 and encodes 351 amino acids. Gene Ontology annotation, molecular function: hydrolase activity, hydrolyzing O-glycosyl compounds. Lineage: Eukaryota; Fungi; Ascomycota; Dothideomycetes; Dothideales; Saccotheciaceae. The transcript has 5 exons. The record is from RefSeq and is a predicted model, not a curated record. Gene Ontology annotation, biological process: glucan catabolic process.
AUGGCACCUACUACAUCAAAGUGGAACCCAAGGGGCUGGCAGAAGAAAUGGAAAGUCACAGCCGUCAUCGCCACGAUCAUCGCCAUUAUCGUUAUCAUCGUUGCAGCAGUAGAAGGCACCAAACAUCACAAAUCGAAGAAUUCAUACCCGGAUUACCACGCCCUCAACUACACGCUCGAAGAUAGAUGGCAAGGAACCAAUUUCUUCGAUUAUUUCGACUAUCACUCUACAGCAGAUCCUGCUAAUGGCUUUGUCAACUAUGUAGACCAAGCUACCGCCAUGUCCACCAAUUUGACCUAUGCUGGCGACUCAACUGCUUUCCUGAGAGCAGACUCUACAGACACCAACGCAAAGAACGGUCGCAACUCUGUUCGCAUCUCAUCCAAGAAACAAUUCCACUCUGGUCUUUUCGUUUUCGACAUCAAGCAUACGCCUUAUGGCUGUGGAUUAUGGCCUGCUGUCUGGCUUGCUGAUCCUAGCGACUGGCCGGGCAACGGAGAGAUUGAUGUCGUCGAAACCGUCAAUCAAGGAAACACUGGAAAUCAGAUGGCUCUGCACACCUCUAAGGGUUGCAAAAUGAAUGCCCGACGCGAACAGACGGGUACUGUUAAAGGCACCAAUUGCUACAACGGUACAAAUGACAACGCUGGCUGCGCAGUGAUGGGCUCUUCUAGUUCAUACGGCGCUGAAGCUAAUGAGGACGGUGGCGCAGUCUACGCAAUGGAGCUUCGCGACGCUGGUAUCCGCAUGUGGAUCUUCAACCGUGACUCGCCUCCUGGAGAUCUUAGACCUAACAACGAUACUACUCCUGAUCCUUCAUCAUGGGGUCUCCCCAUUGCCGACUUCCCUAGCACAGAAUGUGACAUUGGCUCUCAUUUCAAAAACCAAUCAAUCAUCGCAAACAUCGACUUCUGCGGCUCUUGGGCAGAUAGUGUUUACUCGAGCCAAUUCAAAUGUCCUGGAAAGUGCGAGGACUUUGUCGCGACGAAUGCUACAGCUUUCGAGAAGGCUUACUGGGAGUUUGCGAGCUUCAGAAUCUACUCGACGAAUGAGUAA